CAAGGUUUCGUAUCCCGGCAAUUAGCAUGACAAUCUAAUGAAAAUGGGCACGCACUAUCCAUACCUGUGCCUGGAUUUCUUUGACAUUGUUAGGGGCUCGCACGUUAUCAGCCAUAUUCGGUUAUAUUGAGGUUGUCUAAUUGAUGCUUAUCUGACAGGCCGCAACAGAGGUCAAACAGAAAAAACCAGCAUCUUUUGGCGGACGGUGGUUUUGAAGCUGCAGUGUUACACAUAGAGCUUAACGCCAAAAUGAAACGCUGGAGAAAAUUGAUUUCCACGCUUACGAAUAACCCCGCGUCCGCCGUGUUCGACCGGCGGGAGUCACCACAGAUCCGACCGGUUUCUCCGUCCACUCGAUUGAUGUUCUCUCUACGGUAUGGUAUUCCAGGAGCCGUCCCUGCAUUGCAGAUUUUGUGUCCAGGAGAGGGAUGAGUUGUUUACUUUCGGAGAUGACCAUCGACCAUUUUAUUCAUUCUGGUGGUUGGAGACGAUGGCAAAGCCCCCGCCACAAGGGAGGAGCCUUUUUGUUUACCUACAAAAAAGCAGCUGCAGUUUUGGGGUUUGUCAGUCAGGGAGCUGCUUGCCACCUGGAUCAUAUCAUGAUAAUGGAUGUUUUCCGCCCGUGCCGUUUGUACCGCAUCUGCAAGAGCAGCACCCUUGAUCGGAAUUCCCAACCAGCAACAACUCGUUUGUUCGCUCGUUGGUUCGUUUCACCGACGGUACACCAUGUAGAUCAGUCGAGGGCCUCGAACAAACCAAACCAACUCAGUUCAUCUCUUUUCGCCUCUCCGUGUUUGCAAGACGGGCGAUGCUGCCAUCUAGACCGUUAUGGAGCAGGUGAACGCAACAAAAGCGGAGAAGGGGGAACAGAGAACAAGCACGGCUGUAUACUCGCAUCCAGGUACAAGGCCGCCGCCCUGAUGAUCAAUGGAUUUACCCUCCGUAUUUUUCUCUUCUUGCUUUUUUUUCUGGAGAAAAAUACAACCCUUUCAAACGACAUAGCCGCGAUGAAAUCCUGGGUUUCUGCCUGUACCUCUGGGCUGUGUAUGAACCCUUCCUACUAGACAGACCGCCAACUCGCAUAACAUUUCAUCGCAUAUAGGGAGAUGUUGGGAUUCUGCUUGCAUAAUAGCGGGUUGCAUGUUGUAAUAGCAUCGUGGGGGGGCCGCUACUGUGUUAUGAUGAUUACCAACCUCCCGCAGGUUAAUGACAGAUAGGCCCGCGCAACAUAACUGCGGUUUGAUGGCGUGGGCGUUUGGGGCCA
This is a messenger RNA of Pseudomassariella vexata, 1264 nucleotides long. RefSeq lists its product as uncharacterized. The transcript has 2 exons. NCBI's taxonomy places the organism in Eukaryota, Fungi, Ascomycota, Sordariomycetes, Amphisphaeriales, Pseudomassariaceae. The coding region runs from base 429 to 1064 and encodes 211 amino acids. The record is from RefSeq and is a predicted model, not a curated record.